This is a messenger RNA of Poecilia reticulata (guppy), 6200 nucleotides long. Its product is annotated as tensin-2. NCBI's taxonomy places the organism in Eukaryota, Metazoa, Chordata, Actinopteri, Cyprinodontiformes, Poeciliidae. Gene Ontology annotation, cellular component: focal adhesion. Gene Ontology annotation, biological process: peptidyl-tyrosine dephosphorylation. The record is from RefSeq and is a predicted model, not a curated record. Gene Ontology annotation, molecular function: protein tyrosine phosphatase activity; protein binding.
AGUCCGGGGGAGCUGGAAGUCAUCUGGGGUUGAUUUCAAGGCAGGACAAGCUGUCAGAGCUCAGGGGCAGAGGUGUGAAGAGGGAGAGAAGGAAAAUGUGGGAGAAGAGGAAAACAAACAUGAGGCGGUGAGAGAAGGAUAAAUCCAGAGCCGGCCGGACCGUGGUGCUGGCGCGGAAGGAGUGGAAAGGGUUGAGGAAAUCAAAGGCACGAGGGGGAAGAGUUGAAAACUGGAAGCAUGGGGUGCAUGCACAGCAGCAGGAUGAAAGAGGAUGGCCCGGGUACAGAUACAGGAGGAAUCCCCGUGAAGGCGGACCCUGAGGUGCAUCCUGGGAUCGUUCAGCUUUCACAGCUCACCAAGCCGAUGAGUCACGCCUUCACAGCGAAGAGCUUCAAGAAACGACGGGUGUGUGACGUGUGCCAGCAGAACAUUGACAACCCGGGAGCUUUCUGCAAGGAGUGCAAGAUCGUGGUCCACAAGAUGUGUGAAGCAAAGGUGCCCACCGCCUGCAUCCCCGUGCCAGAUCUGCACAGCUCCACAAAGUCAGUGUCACAGAAGAAGAGAGGCUCCUUACCAAGGAGGAAAAGCGUUGAACAGGUGAUGGAACAUGUGAUGGAGGGGCACUACGACUUCGACCUCACUUACAUCACAGAGAGAAUCAUCUCUGUCUUCUUCGUGCCAGACCUGGAGGAGCAGAGGUACCGGCAAAACCUGCAGGAGGUGGCAUCUAUGCUGAAAUCUAAGCACCAGGACAAGUUUCUGCUUCUGAAUUUAUCAGAAAAGAGACAUGACAUCACCAGACUUAACCCCAAGGUGCAGGACUAUGCUUGGCCUGAUUUGCACGCCCCUCCACUGGACAGGAUUUGUGCCAUUUGCAAGGCCAUGGAAAUGUGGCUGACCUCUGACCCUCACAACGUCGUGGUUCUCCACUGCAAAGGAAAGAAAGGAAAGACAGGGGUGAUAGUGGCAGCUUACAUGCACUACAGCAAGAUCUCAGCUGGCGCAGACCAGGCUCUCACGACGUUGGCCAUGAGGAAGUUCUGCGAAGACAAAGUCUCUUCCUCCCUGCAGCCCUCUCAGAGCAGGUACAUCUACUAUUUCAGCAGCUUGCUGUCGGGUUCCAUCAAAAUGAACAGCAGUCCUCUGUUCCUUCAUCAGAUCCUUGUUCCCUCAUUACCAAACUUCCAGUCAGGAGGAGGUUUUUAUCCUUUUCUGAAAAUCUACCAGUCCUUACAGCUGGCUUACACCUCUGGUGUCUAUGAUCCUCAGAGCUCUAGAGCAAGAAAACUGUGUGUGACCAUGGAGCCAGCUUUAUUAUUAAAGGGUGACAUUAUGGUGAAGUGCUACCACCGACGGAGCCGAGCGGCUGAGAGGGAGGUCGUGUUCAGAGUCCAGUUCCACACCUGCACAGUUCACGGAGCACAGCUGUGGUUUGGAAAGACGGAACUAGACCUGGCCUGCACAGAUGACAGAUUCCCUCCAGACGCUACGGUGGAGUUCAUCUUCGCAAACAGUCCAGAAAAACUCAAAGGUCGAGAAUACCGCAAAAACGACUCUUCUGUUAAAGUAGACUACAAAACCUCAGACCCAGUGGUCAGAUGGGAUUCCUAUGAAAACUUAAAUCUUCACCAUGAAGACAGCAUGGAAAAUAUCGCUCACACAAGAGGCCCUCUUGAUGGCAGCUUGUAUGCACAAGUGCGGAAGCGACGCGGACCAGGUGCAACUUCCUCAGCUGCUUCGCCAAAUGGAUGCCUUACUAGCAGCCCAACUGUGAAACCCCAGACCCAGUCUGCCUCCAGACCACAACCAUUCGCAUUCAAUUGUAGUCCCAGAGGCUCUGCAGUCUCUUCAGAUCGACUGAGUGAAACAUCUCUGUCGGUUGACUGUUCUGAGAAAGAAGACCCUGACUGCACACCUAGGAAAGAAGAUGUGGAAGAUAAGGCAAAGGAGAAGAGGAGACAGAGAGAGAGGGAUAGAGAAACAGCAAUUUUGGAUGAUGGAGAUCCUUCAAGUCCAGGGGUUAUGAGACAAGAGCACUCCUGCUGUGGUCAAGCAGCUGCAAGAUGUAGCAACGCAGGAUGGGAAGGGGACAGAGAUCUCUGUCUUCCCAGUGGUCGAUUUGUUGGGCAUUGCAACAGCAUUAAGAAGCAUCCAAAAAGCCAAACUCUGCCAGCCCUACCCUCCAAAUCUAUGUCUCCUCCUCCCCAAUCAGCCAUUAUGGAGCUCUGCCAUCGCCAUAGCGCUCACCCUGUAGCUGAGUUAACAUGGGAGCGCCCAAUCCAUCCUCCAUCCCUGCCCUGCCUCAACAGGUCUUGCUACCUUUACCCAACCCCAGAACAUGCCCUCGCUCACAGUCACACUUUGCCUGCUUCAAACAGAUGCUACCUCGGAGAGGAAUGUCGCCUCUUACACUAUCCCGACCAUGGAUCAUGCUCUCACCCAUCCCUCCAACCGCAGCCUGGAAGCCCUUACAGAGAGGUUUUCGUCAGUUCGCCCAAAUCUUCCUCCUACUGCCACUGUCAGGACUGCUCCAGCAGGCGAGAACAUCCAUCAACCUCAGCUAAAGUGUUCCAACAACUGCACUCAGACCAAGCUGAAAACACACACUGGCCAAAAGGAGCUGGGGUACAACGGUUGAGAGAGGCACCUCUACUUUGGGAAACAGAAAAGUCAUGGGAGCUGACAGGAAAAGCAGAACUCUGGCAAUGCAAGUCACCGCUGCCGGCAUUUCAUCUCUACCACCCUACUUUGGAGCAGGUCUCAAACCUAGAGCAGCCUAGAUUUGCUAUUGCACAGGAUCAAAACUACCCCAUUCCUCAGUCUUUGAUGGAUGUAAGGGAUGGAGCCAGCAGUGGGUACCACACCCCUCUACAGCCCCGACACUCAUGCCCUUGUGCUCCCUAUCAGUCUUCUCCAUCUGAAAGCCGUGAAAGCCGGGGUUAUGCCUCAGGAUAUCACUCUGGAUCAGCAUCACCUAUGCCAGCAAAUAGCCCGUCUCCAGGAAGGGGAAGGCUGCCUGAUAUCCCUCUGGGAUCCAGAGAUCAGUCACACACUGAGCAGCACAAAGUGGAAAAAGCCAAGACUGUUGCAGAAGAUGAUAUACCUCAAGACUCGGAGAGUAAAUCUGAUGUUCGCUGUCAGUCAAGCACCCCCGGAGGCGACUCUGAUCAUGACUACACAGUUAUUGGCCGCAGCAGCCCAACUCACACAGAAGACAGUGCGAACACUGAUAGCUCCAAUCAAAGCCUAGAGGCUGGGACCCUUUUGGAGUCUGACACAAAUGCAAGCAAACCUGUCACACCACUAUCAAACAAACAAACCCAGAGUUCAACAGUAACUGCAAAUCCUACAAAAACCUCAACAGAGCCAUUUCUGAAAGGCGAUAAUGAGCUUGCAGUUGCUGAGGUCAAAGGAAGUUCAGAUGAAAAGACCAAAUCAAACGUUUCAAACUAUGCCACUGUCAUCAUCUCUCCAGUCCAAGUCCAACUCAAUGGGACUGCCCUUCCAGUAAAUCUUUCAUCUGACUGCAGUAAAAGCUUGAACAUGAAUCCCUCUAAUAAUCUAAGUUCUAGUCUUUCCUCUCCUACCUCUUACGGCUCAACAGAUAGACAGUCUUCUCCUCAGCGCUUCAGCUCUGCUAAUGACAAAGCAGGACGAAGACUUAUCCCAGACCAAGACAUCUCAGCAGACACUAAACCCCCUUCACCUGUGCCAGAUGGAUACCAUACACCCACCUUCCCCUUAGCCUCGUACUAUUACUCAUUGCUAAAUGUUCCUCAUGUGCCAUACACUGGGUACACUGCCGUAACAAUCCCCGCCAUCCAGCCACCACUUCCCGAGAAAAAACGAUUUUCCUCCACAGCAGUGUCCCCGAACGGACAUAUUGCUUUACUCCACACUUCCUCGUGUCCUUCGCCAGGGCACCAUGUUACUUUUUCCCCUGCUGUGGGAGAUCAAAGAAGGGAAUCUGCACAACACAGCUACACGGAAGAGGCAGAGACUAGGGUCAAUUCUAAGUUUGUCCAGGACAGCUCCAAAUAUUGGUACAAACCAGGCAUCUCCAGAGACCAAGCCAUAGCCGUGUUGAAGGACAAGGAGCCAGGGGCUUUCAUCAUCAGAGACAGUAACUCAUUCCAUGGGGCUUAUGGCCUUGCUCUUAAGGUGGCCACUCCUCCUCCCAAUGCCAACAUCACUGGAAACAAAGGAGACCCUGUGGAACAGCUGGUAAGACACUUCCUCAUCGAGACAGGGCCACGGGGAGUGAAGAUCAAGGGCUGUCAGAAUGAGUCCUACUUCGGAAGCCUAUCUGCUCUAGUGUACCAACAUUCAAUAACUCCCAUCUCUCUGCCAUGUGCCCUCCGCAUCCCAGACAAAGAUUUGGUUGGGGAGCUUCAGGAGAUGCAAAGUGCAACAAAUACUAGUACUGCUGCUGACCUCCUUAAACAAGGAGCAGCAUGCAACGUGCUCUACCUGAAUUCGGUGGAAACAGAGUCUUUAACGGGGCCAGAGGCUGUUUCCAAGGCGAUCAAGUGUACGAAGGCUCUAAGUCCACGCCCAGUUCCAACAGUGGUCCACUUCAAAGUGUCUUCACAAGGGAUCACCCUGACUGACAGUAAAAGAAGAGUGUUCUUUAGGCGGCAUUACCCAAUCAGCAGCGUCACUUUCAGCAGUCUGGACCCACAAAAUCAGAGGUGGACUAAUUCUGAUAGCACAUCAAGCAAGAUGUUCGGCUUUGUGGCGAGACGUACUGGGACAACAACAGAGAAUGUGUGUCACCUGUUUGCAGAGAUGGAUCCCGAGCAGCCAGCUGUGGCAAUCGUCAACUUCAUCAACAAAGUCAUGCUAGGACCACAGCUACGAAGAUGAGCAGCAGAGUUAUUGGAAAUUAUGCACUAUUUAAGCAUCACAAGGUGCUUUUGACACAUUUUUAAAUAAGUGGGGGGUUUUUCAGAAGCUAUAUUUUUCUUUGCCUUUAUGCAGUUGAGCACUUUUGUGCAAUGUCGUGUGACUGUUUUUGUAUCACAAUCCAAUUUUAUAGAAUUUGUUUUUUUGCAGGAUGAAUUGUUUUGAAGUUCAUUUGCCAAGCAGGAAAUCGUAUGAGUUGUUGAAAAUGCCAAAGAUUGACCUAACAUUGCCAAAUGAGAUUGAAACAUGAGUUGUUUUUCCUUUUAAUUUUUUUAAGCAUGUUUGUGUGAUUUUUCUUUUUCUUUUAUAUCUUUACUGUGUUUCAGGCACUGCAUGUGGUGUACAACUAAAUAUAAAAAUCACAUCAAAGGAAACUCAUUUACCACAUAUAUUUACCUAAAAAUAGACUUUUAAAGCUAUACAGAAAGAGGUUCAUGAAUGUGGACAAUGUGGUAGAAAAGUAAGUUUCACUUUUAAAAGGCAAAGUGGUAUAAAUGCAGAUGUUUUCUGAAUGUAAUGCAAGACAGAGAAGCGUAAGUGAUUUAAAGAAAGGACUUUGUAGAAGCAUAAGUCUCAGAAAAUCAUAGAAAAAUAAAAACCUUCACACUAAAAAAUAUUUUUGACUACCUGGAAAUAAUUCAUCUUUAAACAUAGUUAUCACACAGAAAAAAAGCAUGCAAUUGAAUAUAAUAUUGCAAUUGCAUUGAUGGUUUUUUAACCCUUAUCAGAUAGAUAUAAGAUGCAUUUUAUUUCUAACACAAUCUGAUAUAACGUAUCUGAUACUGAUUUCUAAAUGUAUGGGAUAAAAGGUUCGCUUCUGUAAUUACAUGCCAUCAGUUUUAGGAAACAGAUAUGACGUUUAUAUCUGAAUUGGCUAACUUUGGAAAAUCAGCAGCAAACCCCUUCAAUAAAACUCAAAAAAAUAAGGCAACACAUUUGUGUGAGAUGAAAAUAAAUAGGAUACAAUAGCUCCAGUUAGAGUAAAAUAUACUUUGACAGGUAUCUCUUUUGAUCUUUUAUAUACAUAUCCGUGAAAGAAUUAUAUUGAGGAAUGCCUUGCAUUUCUUUGGAGAGAAAUGCAACCUAAAACCAAAGUUCUGUUUUAAUCAUUUUUCCUUAUUUUCUACAUGUAUCCCUUUGGUACUUUUAUAUGACUGACAGUAUGAUCCUUAUUUUCAUAUGGGAUGUGUAUGUUAAAAAGUAAUAUAUUUUAGGUAUUUGAUGUGUUAAAAAGAAUGAAGGGAUGAUGCAUGUCAUAUUUGACCAGAAUAUUAAACCAAGAUCCUAAAUUCAAA